Molecule: messenger RNA, 1434 nt
Organism: Poecile atricapillus (Black-capped chickadee)
Lineage: Eukaryota; Metazoa; Chordata; Aves; Passeriformes; Paridae
Gene: SPMIP4
Product: sperm microtubule inner protein 4
Cellular component (GO): centrosome
Source: RefSeq, a predicted model, not a curated record
AUGAUGCUACUGCAUAAUGUGCUCCAACACUACCAAGAAAAUGAGGGACCUGAAGUCCUAUCAAAAGCCUUCAAUUCAAAUGUAGUACAAACUCCAUUUCAAAUUCCUGCUUGUCCAACUGUCUCAAACGACAGAUAUAAAGAGUUCAGGAAAUUCCUUCAUUGCUGCAAGCUUCCCUGAAGAGCAGAGGAACACGGAGGAAUUACUCUGCAUGUACUGCCAGAAGACAACUGAGCAAGGGAAAAGUCUCCAUGUACAUUUGUUAAGGAUGUGCUCCCUAUGGCACCCAAACCAGCACAGAGUGCUCGAGGUGGGGCUGCACCAGUGCAGAGCAGAGGGGGACAGUCACUGCCCCCUCGCUCAGCUCACUGCACUCUGCUGGAUGCAGCCCAGGGUACAGCUGGCCCUUUCAGCUGCCAGGGCACUCUGAUUGUUGUCAGUGAAAAGCACCAUGCAGUUUGGUUGGAUUCUGUGAGCCCUUUGGUAUCAGAAGGAGCUGAAAGUGGUCCCCAGAGUGUAGAAAUACUUAGUUUUAGGAGGCUUCCUAAUGAACAACACUAUGCUGUCACUCAGCUAGAAAAAACAAAAAUUACGUGUAUGAAUGACGAGCUGCUUCCCAAACCACCAGACACUUUGGCUAGACCACUGUGCCUGCCAUUUUCCCCCUCUAUCUACCCCACACACAUUUCUAGGUACACCAUGUUCCCAAACUUCAGAUCACCUCAGGGUUGAUACACUGGGAUCAAGUCAAGCAGUCAUCAACCUUUCCAUCCCAGUAUCUCUAGCAAGACUUUUGACAUGGUUGUUCUGAGGAAGACCAGAGAGCUCAAAUAUAACUUUUCUCCAAGAAUAACAAAUAUGCUACAAAACACUGAAAGGACUCUGGAGAUCACAACAUACAGUCAGGUAUUCACAGGGAAAGUUACAAUAUAUGGCCUUAUCCUGGAUAACUAUUACAUAAAAGCAGUUUGCAGAAUGACUGGAGAACUAGAUGAAGACACAGAACUAAUAAAUACUGCAUUUACUAAGAAUCUCAUGCUUCCACCACAACAAUUCUGCAGAAACAUUUCUGAUGGUCUGUCACAAGUGACACCUCUUGAAGGGUGCACUGCCUGCUUAUUUCAAAGUGAACAUCCCCAUGAAUCAAUUCUGCAAGACUGGCCCAAAUUUGAAUCCCUUCCAAAAUCUGCAUGUUCACUUUCCUAUGAAGUAGAGGAUGGGCCAAGAGAGAUAACACUGCCUGAAUAGAUACCUAGCUAUGAAGUUCCUUAGCACCAGACAGUGCUGAUGGAGCUGCAAGAUUCCUUCUCUAAGACAGCAGCACAAAAACAUUUACAUGAUUCUGUAAAAGGGAAUAGAAAAAAUCUCACAGAUAACACUACUGAGAGAAAGAGACACAAGAACUAUGGUUUCAAUACUUUUUUAUUUCUUUAA